Messenger RNA from Vitrella brassicaformis, 5257 nucleotides. Lineage: Eukaryota; Vitrellaceae. The record is from the annotation of a GenBank genome assembly.
CUCAGCCACACACAUGUACACACGCACACUCACGUGCGAUCACAACAUUGUCAAUCGACACACUUACGUGCACGGGCAGCUCUCAGUACCACGUCAAUUCUUCCUCGCUCAUCUGCUCUGGUGCUCCCUUCUCUCCUACACCAAGACACGAUAAUCCACCCAUGUGCAUGUCUGUCCGUCUUUCUUUCUUUCUCAGCCACCCACCUCCUGCUGGUGCUUUGUCUUCCGGCUGUUGAAUGGCCGCCUGCUCGUCCUGUGCAAGCCAUUCACUGUCCGCUGCAGCCGCCUCAUCUAUCGGUGUCUCCCUCAUUUCCUCCCCUCCUGCACGAACGAACCAUUCGUGCCCAUGCACACGAAUUGAUGUGUGUGUGUGUGUGUGUGUGGAUGGAUGUCUCACUCACCGCCUGCUUCCUCCGCAAACCACUCUUGAUCGCCUGGGACUCCUUCCUGCUCGCCUGCCGGCCGUGGCAGUGGCUGCUCUGCAAACCAAUCCUCAUCGGCCGCCGGCUGCUGCUCUCGCUGACCUUCCACUCUUCCUGCGCAAACACGCGAUCGGUGUCUCUGUUUCCAUAGAUGCGUGGAGGCUGACCUGUGUCAUGUGCAGGGCUUUCUUCGCCCUUCUGCUCUUCUUCGCCGCCAAACCAGUCAGUGACCUCGGCUACCUCUCCUUGCUGCCGCUUGUCUGCGGUGAACGUCAUUUGAACAGACGCAAAGGCAGGUGUUGUGUUGGUGGGGCGGUCUCACUCACCUCCUCUUGCUUCCAUUGGCGGCUCAGGCUCGGCAAACCACUCCUCACCGCCGGCCGUCUCUCCUUCUUCAUCAGCUGCUGCUGAUGGCUCAGCAAACCACUCUUCUGCUUCUGCCGCUGCUGGUGCUAGUGCCGGUGCUGCCGCCGUUGGUGCCGAAGGUGCAGCUGCAGGGCCUGGAGCACAGCGCAACGUGUCCAUUAUUGGCCGUGUGUGUCUUUGUACAUGUGUGCAUGUCUUGCCGACCUUCUUCCUCUGCGAACCACUCUUCUGCUGCUGCUGCUGCUGCUGCUGCUGCCGCUGGCUGAGAUUGCGGAGCACCUCCUUGUGCUUCUGCUUCAUCGCCAAACCACUGUGCUUCCUCUUCCUCUCCUGCUGCUGCUGCUGUUGGUGAUGACUCGGCAAACCAAUCAUCAGCACCUGGCUGCUCCGAGGGCUGCUGUGCUGCUGCUUGUGCUGGUGGUAGUUCUGCUGCUGUUGGUGAUUCUGGUGGCUCGGCUGGUGCAAACCAAUCCUCAUCAGCAGCAGCCUGCUGCUCCCCCGCUUCUUGCGUGACUGGCUGUGGCUGUGGCUGUGGCUGGGCGCCUGUAGGUGUCUUCUGUUGUUCUGCUGCUCGUAGGGCUUCUGAGCAUCCACGCGUACAUGCAUGUGCGCGUGGGUGGAUGCGCUGUUGACAUGUGUGUGCCCCACCUGGCUGCUCUGCUGCUCUCUGCUGGGGCUGUCUCUCAGCUUCUGCUGGCGCUGCCGUUGGCGCUGCUGCCGGCGGUGGCGGCGAAAUGGCAGCUUGCUCUGCGAAGAACAUGCAUGCAGACACAGGAAUACGUGGAAAAGAGGAAGUCUUCACUCACCAGCAGCACUGGGUCGCACAAAGACAGGAUGAGGCACUUCAGCUGGUGCUGCGGGUGGUGGUUCGUGUCCCCUUGUCGGCUGAUGAGAAACACAAUGAGAGUGAGUGAAUGUAAGUUUGGAGAUGGUAUAGGAAACAAUCUCACCCGGAGUCUUUCACGCUGAAGAAUGGUCACUUUUCUGGUCUUGGGCGCCUUCUACAUACGUGUACACCAGGUACAGAUGUGUCUCUGUGCACAUUGCUAGUUUCCCUCACUCACGUAUAUGUAUCGUGUGUGGGGGACGAUUGGAAUGGCCCUAGAAGGCAAAGAGGCAUACACACGCAUGCCUGUCUGGUAUGGAUGGAUGGAUACAUGGCUUUGUGCUCACACAGUGUGUCUCUUGAUCUGCGCUGAUGCUACGACGAAUGUACCAUCCAUACCCCGAUAUAGGCCCAGAUCAAGCAUCGAGCGGCGCCUGCACACAGACCCACAUACACCCAUACACAGAGAAGCACACCUGGCUGUCUCUCUUUGUGUCUGUGUGGAUAUGUGGACCUCUUUUCUCUGUGUGUGGGCGGCGCGGGGGUGCUGUCGAUCGUUUGCAGCACGGUCUUCAGGGAUAGCCGGGUGUGGGCAUACUGAACUCAUGUAUGCAUAUCCACAUGCGUCCACACACAUGGGGGGACAGACUGUGUGUGUGUACCUGCUCUCGAUGUAUGAGCAUCCGGUCGAUCUUCUCCAGAGAGGAGGCGACAUUGGCCUGCACACACGCAUUCACAUAGACACACACCUGCACCUCUCUCCCACUCACACGCAUUCUCACCUCUUUCAGCCCGUCAGUGUACACAUGAGACAGAACCGCCACACCUAAAGACACACACACGCCCCCAUUCAAGCCGACAACAACACACAUGUGCUCGCUGACCGUUCUCCAGCACGUCAGUGUGUGCACAGUGGGCCGCCAUGCAAUCGACGAUCGACCGAAUGCACACAGGGGUGGAGAGGUGCGCCUUCCAGACGUGUGCGAUCUUGUGUAAGAUGUACAAGGCGUGUCGCACACACGGCAGGUGGGCCACGUGGGCUUGCAUGGUCUCGACCACCUCGUGGAUGACUCCAUCAAGCAUCUGCAGACAGCACACGAGUGCUACGCACACACGAUUUCCGACCUCUUACCAUCUUUGCCGUGUGUUCGGGCAGGCGUGCGUCUAUCUCUGAGAGCGCAAUCGCCUGUAUACGCACACACAGUGUCGAUGCGUCAUGUGCAUAUAUCGAGGAGCACACCGACCAGGAGGUGAGGUCUGUGUUGGUUGAUCUGCAGGAUCUUGACCAGAGGAAUAAACGACGGACUCUGACGCGACACGCCAUCGACACCACAUACUGCAUGUCGGACAUCGAUCAAAAUGCAUUCGUAUGUGAGUGGGCACCUUUCUCAGCGUGUCAGAGAGAAUUCGCCUGCAUAGUUAUGAGCAUUCGUUGGUGUGUGAUAUAUAUGGCUGUGUCUCAGUGUGUACCUGAAUGCGCGUUGCUCUUGCCUCGUGAACUCUGCACACACAUACAUAUACGCAAGUUUACUUUGCGUAUGAAUACGUGUUGCACUCACUUUGUAAGGCCGCCAGCGAUACACUUGCGCUGUCCCUUAUUGUGCUGGCCGAUGAUGGAUGAACAAACAGAAAUGGAUAGAAUGAUGGACGCGUAUUGCCUGUCCAUCGGUUCUUGCCUGUCGGUGGUUCGGAUAUCAUGCAGCCUCUCAAUCGCACCACACUGCACACAAAUUUGCAGAUGGAUGGAUGCAUAGGUGGGUGUACAUAGAGGGAGAAAGAGAGGAUAUGUGUAUGUAUGCCCACCCUGAUGAGCUCGGUCAUGUGUUUGCUGGUGCGUGUGAUGAACGACAGCAGAGACAGCGCCUGUGGACACAGAAAGAUACAUGCACACGUUUGUGUACGUGUUUGUUUUGCGCGUGAAAGCACACCUUCAGCAAUACGCCUUUCUCGGCAUAUCUGAGUGCAUUCACGACCGCACGAAUGUGAGAGGCAGUCACCUGCCCUCAGAUACACACACGCAUAUGGACGCGAAAGACAGUCGAUGAACGCGCACAGACGUACAUUGCCAUCAUCGGCGAAAGACUUCUCCACGACUGUCAGCGUGUGGAAUGGGGCGGCCUCCAUACAAUCCACACACGUGUCCAACACGCAUCGCUGAUCCAUACUGGCGUCAGUAGAGGCGAGAAUUGCCUUUUUGUGAACGCACAGAGAGACACAAAACCCCAUAAAUGUGGGCAAAUAUUGAUGGCGUGUACCAGUAUGAAUUUCCUCUCGUCUCUGUCCUGGUUUUCCCUCAGCAGCCGGUUGAUGGAGGUGUAGUCCUGUUUGCUAAUCAAAUGUGACACCACCUACCAUACACACACAGAUGGAAAGAUGAGUGUGCUUCUACGUGCUGUUUCAAUCCGUGUCUACCUCUCUUGUAUUGUCCUGUUCAUAUUGCUGGUGCUCCCUGAUGCAGUGCACAAUCGCGUCGCACUUCUCUCUCAUACACAGCACGCCGUCAAUGCGAUCGAUCGCACCACACUGGAAAAGACAGAGACGGACAUCGUGAUGUUCUGUGUACCCAUCCAUGUGUAGUUUUCUGCCUGCCUUCCGGAUGAUCCGUGCGAUUCGCGAGUCGUCUUUGCACAUCAUGUGUAGGACAUUCAGUAGUCGAGACAGCACGGGGAGAUCAGCCCUGCAGAGCACACACAUCGACAACGUGUGUGUGUGUGUGUGGUUGGGGGUCCGGAGGGACCAUGCGUACGCGUGUGUCUCCAUCGCAUUCAGCAAUGUCAUGACUACUGGCGUGGCGGAAACAGUGUCCUGCAUCCAUGUACAGACAAAGUGGUAUGCAUAGACAUGUCUCUGCAGCAGAAACACGCACCCUGUAUGUGGGCAUCAGUCUCUCCAGCAGCCUGCACCCACCAGACAAAUCGGCACAUGAGUGAGCUCUAAUGCAUACGUAGAUGCACUCACCUGAAUGUGUUCUCCACAACGGCUCUGUUGUCCAUAUGGAGGCCACCCUGUGGACAUCCACACACCAUCUUAUGUGCACUGCACAACCAUCGUGCGCAUCAUGCGCUGACCUGUGAGACAAUGCCGUAUCUAUCGUUGCAAGCGGCCAGCUGGCCGAUGAUGUAUGCCUGCACACACAAACAUGCAAGAACAGGUGUAUACGCGUUUCUCGCUCCGUCUGUGCCUCUGCCUGGUCGUUUCGUUCGUCAUCAAUCAUGGAGGCAAUGUGGGCGAAGUCAUACAGACGGAUGCACUCAGAUACCUGCCAAAGGCGUAUACACAUCGAAUCCCACAUUGCAAGCCUCUUCAUGCCUUAUCCUCCUCAGUUAUCACCUCAUCCCCUGCGAUGGACACACAUACACAUUGGAUUUUGAUUCCGCCCUGGAGUCCGUGUGCACUUCCUUACCUUCUCUCUGCUGCGCAUCCUCUAUCAUAUCCACAUCUACCACUCUGCACUCGCACAUCAGCACACCCUCGUCACCACCUCCACCAGCCAUUUUGCCGCCAGGUCUCAAUCCCUUACCCAAGCGACCAGACGGGGGCUGAUGGACGAACAGAAGGCACUGCGAAGUCGCCCUCUUAUCUUCGGCUUGCAAUGGGGCUACGUCCUGGAAUGUGCACUACGACCUGUGCCUGUGUUUUCGCC